UGUCGUUUCUCGGUGCAGUUUCGAAGGAGAAAUUAUUUGUUAACGUGAUAUAGUAUAUGUAACUUUUUGGCGCAAUCUAAAAUCUUAAAAUCGACAGAACGAACGUAGACGGAGCGGUAAGCCGGCAAAAACGCAUCAAAAUGCGCUCUGCUGUCGCCAUAUUGCUUACAUUUGGGGCACUCUUUAGCUACAGUGUUGGCGUCGACCCAAAUAAUUUCAAAACCUGCGAGCAGAGCAGCUUCUGCAAGCGGUCGCGUAAGGUGCAGAGCUCCGGCAGCAAAUAUGCACUCGUUGAAGGCUCAUUGAACACAUAUUCGGAUUCGCUGACAGCGGAGUUGGUCAACAAAGAGAAUAAUCAUAAAUUUUCGCUUAAAUUGGAGGCUCUGGUCGGUAGCUCAUUCCGGUUGCAAAUUGAUGAGAAGGAACCACUACGUCCACGUUAUCGUGUGGAGCAUGCGCUCAAAGGACAGCCGGAAUUGGGUCGCAUACGCGAACGCAGCGAGAUGAAUGGAGAAUUGACUGUCAUUGCUGGUAAUACAAAGGCUGUGCUAUUUGCGGAUCCGUUUCGAAUUGAUUUCUACGAGGGUGAUGUGCUUGCCGUUUCUGUGAAUGCGAAGAACUGGAUGUACUUUGAGCACUUACGCCAGAAGACGUCUGCGCCUGCAGAGGCGCCGGAGGGUGGAGAGCAACCCGCUGCAGAGGCGCAGCAGGAUGAUGAGCCAGGCACCUGGGAGGAAAAUUUCAAAUCGCAUCACGAUGCCAAGCCAAAUGGCCCGGAAGCUGUGGCUCUGGACUUCUCAUUUCCUGCUGCCGAGGUUCUUUUCGGUAUACCCGAGCAUGCCGAUAGUUUUAUACUAAAGUCAACAUCCGGCACCGAUCCCUAUCGCCUGUACAAUUUGGACGUGUUUGAGUAUGUAGUGGACAGCAAAAUGGCACUAUACGGCUCAGUUCCGGUACUUUAUGGACACGGUCCUCAGCGUACAGCAGGUGUCUACUGGCAGAAUGCAGCCGAGACCUGGGUGGAUAUCAGCUCUUCGGAAACGAAUGUGGUUUCCUCGUUGGUGAAUUUUGUUUCCGGUUCACGAAAGUCAACGCCACCUGCGGCCCACUUCAUGUCCGAGUCGGGAAUAAUUGAUGCCUUUAUUUUGCUCGGCCCGAAGCCAAUGGAUGCUUUUAAGCAGUACUCUGCACUGACAGGUACUCAUGAGCUUCCGCAGCUUUUCGCUCUCGCCUACCAUCAGUGUCGAUGGAACUACAACGACGAAAAGGACGUGACCUCGGUGUCUGCAAAAUUCGAUGAGUACAACAUGCCCAUGGACACUAUGUGGCUAGACAUUGAGUACACGGACAAUAAAAAAUACUUCACAUGGGACAGUUUCAAGUUUCCCGAGCCGCUGACCAUGAUAAAGAAUCUCACUGAGCUGGGCCGUCACCUAGUCAUUAUAAUUGAUCCGCAUAUUAAGCGCGACAGUGGCUACUUCUUCCACAAUGAUUGUACAGAACGAGGCUACUAUGUGAAAACGCGUGAUGGAAAUGAUUACGAAGGCUGGUGCUGGCCAGGCGCUGCCAGGUAUCCUGAUUUCUUCAAUCCCGUUGUGCGCGACUAUUAUGGAAGCCAGUACCUGCUGAGCAACUUCAAAACAGUAACCUCCGACGUUAUGAUUUGGAAUGACAUGAACGAGCCUUCAGUGUUCAAUGGACCCGAGGUGACAGCGCCCAAGGAUCUGGUGCACUUCGGGAACUGGGAACAUCGCGAUGUGCACAAUCUGUACGCUCAUAUGCAUCUCAUGGGCACCUUUGAUGGUCUUUUAAAGCGUGAUCCCAACCAGCGUCCAUUCAUUCUAACUCGAGGGCACUUUGCGGGCUCACAGCGUUUUGCAGCCAUCUGGACUGGGGAUAACAUGGCUGACUGGACUCAUAUGCAGCACUCCAUCAAGAUGUGCCUCAGUGAGGCUGUAGCCGGUUUCUCCUUCUGUGGAGCUGAUAUCGGCGGCUUCUUUGGCAAUCCAGAUAGCGAGUUGAUCGAGCGUUGGUACCAGACCGGCGCUUUCCUGCCCUUCUUCCGUGCGCACGCUCACAUUGACACCAAGCGACGGGAGCCCUGGCUCUUUCCCGAACGCACGCGCCUAAUCAUUAAGAACGCGCUGGUUAAACGCUACAGCUAUCUGCCGCUUUGGUACACCGCUUUUUACGAACUAGAGCGGGAGGGAGCUCCAGUCAUUCGUCCACUGCUGGCACAUUAUCCACAGGACAAGGACGCCUAUAGUAUUGACAACUCCCUGCUUGUGCAGGAUCGCCUUCUGGUACGGCCUGUCAUGCAACAGGGCGUAAACAAGGUAGAUGUUUAUUUCCCGGUUAAGGAUGAUAAAAAGACCGGCGACUACUGGUAUGAUGUGGACACUUAUCAGCGUCAUGAUCGAGUCGGUCACGAAAGCGUGCCAGUUGAUGAGUAUAAGAUUCCUGUGUUUCAGCGUGGGGGCAGCAUCGUACCCAAAAAGGAGCGCCUUCGCCGCGCUGCCACGCUAAUGCUGCAUGACCCUUACACGCUUAUCGUGUGUCUGGAUCGUGAGGGCAAGGCUUCCGGCACGCUUUUCGUGGAUGAUGAGAAGAGCUAUGCCUAUCGUAGCGGCUCCUUUAUUUAUGUAAAGUACGACUUUGCGAACAAUCAGCUCACCAACAGCUUCAUUGGAAAGCCAAAUUAUAAGAGUGAGGCCUGGAUUGAACGCAUCGUGAUUGCGGGCCUGGGACGUCUGCCUAGCGGGGCUACAAUCACAGUCAAUGGCGUCACACAGCAGUUGGAGGUGUCGCAACGGGAUCAAGCAGUGGUUGUUCGCAAACCUGGCGUCAAAAUGGAUGUGGACUUCGCCCUCAAACUCAACUACUAGAUGAGGGUCCAACUGCGCGGUAUUAUUGAAAUUGAAAUUGCUAUAAACCUAAAUUAGCACCUAGGAUUAGCCGAGUGACGGCAAAGAAUUCCAUUAGAGCAACUCCUUUUUUCGCUAUUCGAUUUUGUUUUUAAACAUACUUAUGUACAUUCAUAGCUCAUAGUUAAUAGUAACAGUUUUAUUUUAUCAGGACGCUGUAUUUUUGCUUCAUGCAUUUUUCAUAUCCUUCCUUUUUUGUUUCAUUUUAAUUACUUAUUAAUGUUACUCUAAUGAAAUGUGCGAGUGCAACUCAAGACAAAGUAAAAGCGAAUAAAUGAAAUUUAUAUUGAUAUUUAA
Molecule: messenger RNA, 3221 nt
Organism: Scaptodrosophila lebanonensis
Lineage: Eukaryota; Metazoa; Arthropoda; Insecta; Diptera; Drosophilidae
Gene: GCS2alpha
Product: neutral alpha-glucosidase AB
Exons: 4
Coding region: 141-2885 (914 amino acids)
Biological process (GO): carbohydrate metabolic process; N-glycan processing
Molecular function (GO): carbohydrate binding; alpha-glucosidase activity
Source: RefSeq, a predicted model, not a curated record